CGUUUUUCUCCGCACAAAUGGAGCAGUUUCACGGCAGAAGUCCGUAUAACUUUCUUGUACACGCUGAUUUUGUUUCUAACGUUUGAACCUUGGCAAAUUUUCGUCUUUUUACUAUAUUAAUGUAUCACCACAUGCAAGAGACCUCCAUAAAACAAGAAAAGUACGCCUUGUGUACGGAGCUUUCUUUAUUAGUUCGCUGGCUGUCUAGCUUCACCCAGUCACGUGUCGUGAGGACAGCACAGUAAAAAGACGACUACUCAGCGGGCUCAAGCAGCACAGAGCAACAAUCAGCCGACAUGAGUCUACGUUCAGGCAAACACUACCUGAGAGGUUACGAACAGCAGGAUGCAGCAGGUGCAGAGUUUGAGCCAGACUUCAAUGCAGAGCGACCAGACAUUGCUGCAGCCACAGACCCUGUAGACCAACCGCCGCCAGAGGGACAGCAACCGCCGGAGAGGCAGCAACCAUCACCUCCACGCAGCACCAGGUCCAGGGCUCCAAGCAGGGGGCCAUCUUCAACAGCAACAUCAAAUUCAGCCACCAAAGCCUAUGCUAAAGCUCAAGCAGCCAAAGCUCAACUCGCCUUUGUUGAAAAAGAGGCUAAAAUGAUGAGACAGAAGGCAGAAUUAGAAGCAAGUAUGCUAAAGCAAAGGGCCGAUUUAGAUGCCAGCCUCCACAUCCUACAGUGUGAAAAAGAAGUAGCUGCAGCUGAAGCAGAAGCUGCAGCCUACGAAGAAGUAGACAGUCAAAGCGGGGAGUCAAGUGUUGAACCCCCCAUUGAAGCUGAGCCCUUUAACGCAGUACAGCGCACUAGUGAGUAUGUUGAACUACACAGCAACUUAUUAGGGCCCAUCACUCAACCAGUUGACCAUGUUACAGUUGCAGCUCAGCAGGUUCUGCCGCAAGUAAAAAGUGACAUUAAACAUGAACCGAAAGCAAACAACACCUACUCCUUUAACCCUCUAGCUCAAACUUUCCUGCCCACCAACAACAACCAAGCCGAGUGGAAUGGUGCACAUGAUUUUGCAAGGUAUCUUAUCCGCAAAGAACUAGUUAGCACCGGGUUACUACAAUUUGAUGAUAAACCAGAAAACUAUUGGGCAUGGAAAGCUUCGUUUAUCAGUGCAACAAAAGACUUAAAUCUGUCAGCUAGAGAGGAAGUAGAUCUGCUAACAAAGUGGUUAGGGCCAAAGUCAUCAGAACAAGCUAAGCGGAUUCGCGCAGUACACGCUCUGAAUCCUACUGCAAGCGCAAAAAUGAUCUGGGAACGCCUUGAGGAAUGUUAUGGUGCCUCAGAAGCUAUCGAGGACGCCCUCUUAAAGAAAAUAGAAGAAUUCCCCAGACUAACAAAUAAAGACAGUGGCAAGCUAAGAGAACUUGGUGACAUUCUGUUAGAGCUACAGUGUGCUAAGCUUGAUGGCACACUCCCGGGGCUUGCGUACCUGGAUACAGCACGUGGGGUAAAACAGAUAGUUGAGAAACUACCCUUCAGCCUACAGGAAAGGUGGACCACUGUGGGAACACAAUACAAAGAGACUCGUAAAGUGUCAUUUCCCCCUUUUUCAGUUUUUGUGCAGUUUGUCCAGCAACAAGCAAAAAUGAAAAAUGAUCCAAGCUUUGCCUUAUUCACCUGCAGCAGUCAAGUGUCCACCCGCUCAGAAAAGUCCACACCAUACAAUCGCAAAGCCGCUGUGUCAGUACACAGAACAGACAUUGCAGAGAAAAGUGGUACACAGCAAAAGAAAAUAGAGGAACCAGAUCGUCAGUGCCCCAUUCAUAAGAAGCCACACCCCCUCAAAAAAUGUAAGUCAUUUAGAGACAAGCCGAUAGAACAGCGCCAGGCUUUUCUCAAAGAGCAUCACAUUUGCUACAGAUGUUGUGGUUCAGUGCAGCACAUGGCAAAAGAUUGCAAAGCAGUAGUCAAAUGUGUCGAGUGCAACAGUCCCAAGCACAUAUCAGCACUUCAUCCAGGUCCUACUCCUGUCCCCAAAAACGACACCUCAGAGAGUGCAGACACUGAGGAGCAAGCAGAGAGCCCUCCUGCAGUCGUCUCCAAGUGCACAGAGGUAUGCGGUCAGAGUGAAAGCCCACGCUCUUGUUCUAAGAUCUGUUUAGUGAAAGCUUAUCCAGAAGGGCAGCAAGACAAAGCUCUUAAAAUGUAUGCUGUAAUUGACGAACAGAGCAAUAGGUCCCUAGCUAGGACAGAGUUCUUUGACCUGUUUGGAAUCAAAACCAAUCCUGCACCGUACAUUCUAAAGACUUGCUCAGGGAAAGCAGAGACUGUAGGCAAGAGAGCAAUGAACUUUGUCAUACAGUCCAUGGAUGGAAAAACAAGCAUCAAACUGCCACCUCUGAUUGAAUGUGACUCAGUGCCAGACGACAGAUCUGAAAUCCCCUCGCCUGAGAUCGCCCAGCAUCACCCCCAUCUUGCCCCCAUUGCAAACAAAAUCCAACCUGUCGACCAUCAUGCUCCAAUUCUUCUCCUUCUAGGCAGAGAUAUCCUUAGGGUACACAAGGUACGUGAGCAGAUCAAUGGGCCCAAUAACGCUCCUUAUGCCCAAAGACUGGACUUAGGUUGGGUCGUAGUGGGGGAGGUAUGCCUAGGCAAAGCUCAUAACACAACAGAGGUUAACGUUUACAAAACGCACACGUUAGACAACGGACGCACAACAUAUUUUGAGCCAUGUCCCAAUGUUAUAAAAGUAAAAGAGGACUGUAGUGUCAGACCUCAGCAAAACACAUUGACAUUCAGAAACACUGUAGGCACUGCAGACAAUGCAGAUAAGCUAGGUGAAUCCAUGUUUGACAGGACUGAGUCAGACGACAAGGUAGCACCGUCUAUAGAUGACAAAACUUUUCUAACACUAAUGAACAGUGCAGUUAGACAGAACAAAGAGAACACUUGGGUCGCUCCUUUGCCCUUCCGCUCUCCAAGAAGGAGGCUCCCAAGCAAUAGAGACCAAGCCCUAAAACGUCUCUACUCACUCAAAAAGACUUUAGAAAAGAAGCCAGAAAUGAGAGAUCACUACAUUCAGUUCAUGCAGAAAAUGCUGGAUAACGAUCAAGCCGAACUAGCCCCGCCCCUGCCCAAAGGUAAAGAACAUUGGUACCUGCCAACAUUUGGUGUUUACCAUCCACAAAAACCAGAUCAAAUUAGGGUAGUUUUCGAUUCUAGUGCAGAGUGUGACGGCACAUCCCUAAAUCAAGUACUACUCAGUGGGCCCGACCUGAACAACUCCCUGUUAGGAGUGCUGUUGAGAUUUAGAAAGGAGCCAAUAGCCGUGACAGCUGAUGUACAACAAAUGUUUUAUUGUUUUGAAGUGUGUGAAGAACAUAGAGACUAUCUUCGCUAUCUUUGGUUUGAGGACAAUGACAUCACAAAGAACAUAAUUGAAUAUAGAAUGAAAGUGCAUGUUUUUGGUAACAGCCCGUCACCCGCCGUUGCCAUUUACUGCAUGCGACAGGCAGCGAAGGAGGGUGAAAAAGAACAUGGCGCAGACGCAAGACAGUUUGUUGAGAGGCAGUUUUAUGUUGAUGACGGGCUCACAUCUGUCGCCACACCAAACCAAGCAAUCGACCUGUUGACUAGAACAAAGAACAUGUUAGCAGAAUCCAACCUACGACUCCACAAGGUGGCAUCGAACUGUAGCCUUGUCAUGGAAGCGUUUCCUGUGGAAGAUCGUGCCAAAGAUUUGAAAGACUUAGACCUAGGGAUAGAUACUCUUCCAGUCCAGAGGAGCCUAGGACUCUGUUGGAAUUUACAGACUGACAGUUUCACUUACCUUGUAUCCAAUGAGACAAAACCAUUCACACGCAGGGGAGCAGGGGAGUGCUGUCAACAGUCAAUAGCCUAUACGACCCUUUGGGUUUUGCUGCCCCCAUAA
Messenger RNA from Boleophthalmus pectinirostris (great blue-spotted mudskipper), 3884 nucleotides. RefSeq lists its product as uncharacterized. The record is from RefSeq and is a predicted model, not a curated record. The transcript is spliced from 2 exons. Lineage: Eukaryota; Metazoa; Chordata; Actinopteri; Gobiiformes; Gobiidae. Bases 297 to 3884 code for a protein of 1195 amino acids.